AUGGCUGGAAUUACGAGCACCUCCAACCAGGGUGCGAAUGGGAGCACUAGCUCGCCAUUUCGCAAGCCCUUGUUCGUCGCUGAGCCUCCACUCGGCGAAGAUGGCCGACCUAUCAUUCAGAAAGUUCUAAUCGCCAACCGCGGCGAAAUUGCCUGUCGCAUUAUUCAGACUUGCCGAAAGCUGAACAUAUUGUCGGUCGCUGUCUACGUUGACGAGGACUCAACUUCACGCCAUGUUCGCGAUGCAGAUGAAGCUAUCAAUAUUGGUAGCAUUGACACAAGCGAUCGGAACCCAUUCCUCAAUACUGAACUCCUGGUUCGAACGGCCGUUACUAUUGGCGCGAAUGCUAUUCAUCCCGGAUAUGGGUAUCUCAGUGAAAAUGCCGACUUCGCCAACAGCGUCCGAGAGGCUGGACUGAUUUUCAUUGGGCCAAGCGCGAGCGCUAUGUCUACCCUGGGUGAUAAACGAUCUUCAAAAGCAUAUCUAGGAGAGCAUGCACCAGAUGUCCCUCUGAUUCCUGGUUUUGCCGGAUCGAGUCAAGACGCCGAAGCAUUGAAGCGAGUUGCAGAGGAGAUUGGAUUCCCGGUCAUGCUCAAGGCAUCUGCUGGAGGCGGCGGCAAGGGUAUGCGUAUCGUACGCGAAUCGAGCCAGUUGAAGGAUGAGCUUGAACGAGCUCAGUCAGAAGCACAGCGCUCAUUCGGCUCAAGCGACUGUAUCCUGGAAAAAUAUAUUGAAAGCAGCAAACACGUGGAAAUUCAGAUCAUGGGUGAUUCGCAUGGUGAAGUGGUUUCCUUCUUUGAUCGCGACUGCUCCGUACAAAGGCGUCAUCAGAAGGUGAUUGAAGAAACUCCCUGUCCAUUUUUGACAGACGAGACACGCCAGAAAAUGAGCGCGACCGCUGUCCGCAUUGCAAAGCUCAUUGGAUACGAGAGUGCUGGUACUGUCGAAUUCGUCGUUGAUGUCAAGACUGGGCGCUUUUACUUCCUUGAAGUCAACGCGCGACUACAAGUUGAGCAUCCUAUCACGGAAGAGGUGACCGGAGUCGAUCUUGUCUCUCUGCAGCUUUUCGUCGCAGCGGGUGGGCGACUUCAAAGUCUCCCUGCUGUCCAGGAUGUGACCCAGGUCGGGCACGCAAUUGAAUGUCGCUUGUGUGCUGAGGACCCAGAGAAGAACUUCUUUCCUGAACAUGGCAAAGUUCAUUUGUGGCUUCCGGGAACUGGUGAUCUUGCACCUAGCCGGGAUGUUCGAUAUGAGACUGCCAUCGAAUCUGGGUCCUCGGUAUCCAUUUAUUUCGAUUCCAUGAUCGCCAAGAUCGUUGUAUGGGCACCGUCAAGAGCACUGGCCAUGGAAAAGAUGGCCAAAGUUCUUGCACACACAGCUUGUGUUGGUGUCAAGACAAACCAGCUGUUCAUGCAGGCUUGCCUACUAAACAAGGGCUUCCGUGAUCCUGCAUACACUACCUCCUUUAUUCCGACCCACAUUGAUGAGCUUCUUCGGUCGCCUUGGAGCCAAAGUCUCCCAGAGGCAGAGAAAGUCCUCUCAGUUAUUCCCAGCAUGAUAGCUCGGAGAUUACCUGAAUACAUACCAUCCACCUCACACCGCAAGCCAUUUGGAAAUAUCCGCAAGCAAUUCCGCAAUCAGAGAUCCGAUCCUGUCAGCAUUCAAUGUGACAUUGUGACAAGACUCAGCUGGCCUCAAACAGCAUCUAGUAAGGGGGACGGUCCAUCAAAGUUCAUGUGUGUAUGGAAGGCUCAAGAUACAGCUUCAUCAUCCGGGCGUGAGGAAGCAUACUUGUUCCCAGUUCCAGACGCAGCUGAAAGCCAGGAGAAAGCAAAUUCAGCAGCGAUGAAAGUUUCCGCUCAAUAUAACAGUAUCAGUCAAGCACUGAGAACUAGAGAUGUCCUGUCGGAUAGGCCGCAUAGGGUCAAGAUUGAAUCAUGGCGACCUGCUGAAGGGAAUCCUGCCUUGACUGGGUCGUGGCUUGCAUCAACAUUGGAGCUCUCAAUAAACGGAGCAAAAAUCCUCGCACAUGUGGCUUUACCAUCCGUUCAUCCUUAUGCUUUAGCGGGUCAGACCGACCGCAGCCAGAGGGUCUUCUGCCAUCUCCCAUCACUUGGAACUCACGUUGAGUUCAAACGUGAUACUUUAUUGUCCUUCGCUGAAAGCACCCGGGCAAUGGUUAAGGAGAAGGAUGGACCUGAGCAAAAGACAGUCACGGCACCGAUGCCUUGCAAAGUCUUGUCCGUUUUGAAGAGUAAUGGCGAUGAGGUCAAGUCUGGAGAGACGGUGAUGGUAAUUGAAAGUAUGAAGAUGGAGGUUAGUAUUGCUGUCGCCGCAUCAGGCAAGUUCGAAUCAGAAUGGAAGACGGGAGAUGCUGUAGAAGAGGGAAGAGUUCUAUGCUCAGUUAUUUAG
Molecule: messenger RNA, 2412 nt
Organism: Penicillium subrubescens
Lineage: Eukaryota; Fungi; Ascomycota; Eurotiomycetes; Eurotiales; Aspergillaceae
Product: acetyl/propionyl/methylcrotonyl-CoA carboxylase subunit alpha
Exons: 2
Coding region: 1-2412 (803 amino acids)
Cellular component (GO): mitochondrion
Molecular function (GO): metal ion binding; methylcrotonoyl-CoA carboxylase activity; ATP binding
Source: RefSeq, a predicted model, not a curated record